AUGUUCAGCAACGUUUCCAUCAGCUUGCCCGCCAAGGUGCGGGGACCGGAGGCGGAAGAGGAAUGGCAAGAGGUGGAUUGGGUGACAUGGAGCACUGGUUCCGUGACGGUUGAUGCGCAGUCCUUCAUCAUUAUGUUCAAGCCAUCCGGUGGUGGCAGUGUCAAGGCCAAAACACUGGGCAAUCUAGUGCGGGCCGCUGGCGUGGGUGCGCAAGACGAUGAGGAGGUGACAACCGUGAUUGUGACGACAUCAGAGUCCUUACACAAAACGUUUCGAUGCACCUUCCAGACAGGUGAAGAUGCUGACGCUUUCCUGGACUUGGCCAAGCAAGCAGAAGAAGCUUACGAGGCUGCCAACAAGUACAAGGAGUCUGAAGAUUUUGAUGAUGGUCAGGCAGCCAGAUUGGAAUCCAGCAUCCGCGCCAAACUGGCGGAGCGCUGGCCGUUGGUUUAUACAGGAGCAGAGCUCUAUGGACCUGAUCCAAACGGUGAAAUCACCAGCGAGGUGUUGCUGGGUCGAGGGGCCAUGGUGCUUUUGGAUUCCGAAGUCAAGAACAAGGUUGGCAACUAUGAGUUGCUCUUUUAUUGCGAAGAUGAGGAUGCGAGCAAACCCAGCAGAUCCUUCUCCAUAUCGCCAGAAAUGUCGCUUGCAAGGCAAGAAGACACAGAUGAGGAUGAAGAAGGACCGGCAGUGUCUUUCAUUUUGAAGGGCCCUACAAUGGCAGCGCAUUCCCUUUGCUUCGAGGACAAACUCACCGCUGGUCACUUUGCGCGAGAUUUCAGGGUACGAUCUAAACUGAUGGACAUGUCGCUCAAGACGGUAAGAGGUCGAGCAGCUGCCCAGGAUCUGCGGAAAGACAUAGAAAGCUUGAAACAAAGAAGCCUAGCCGCAAGAGCGUGGACAGUUACCCGAUAUACGCUGCUUUUGGCAUUCUUGCUUGCGGUGGCAAGAACAGGGCAGCUGUACAUGCAGGACAGUGGUCGACAACCAGCAGAGUACAUACAGGUCAUUGGCAGUGAUCUUUGGCAUGCCGUUGUGCUGUUUGUAUCAACAAGUACAGCCAUUGGUGCCAAGGCAUGUGAAGUCACCUUCGGCACUGUGGCCGGGGCAGACUUGCGGCAAUGCACCAGAGAAACCUCGGUACCAGCGAUGAAGCGCUGCAUAGAUUCGCUGCUGAGUUAUCCAAUCCUCGGGGAGUUGUAA
This is a messenger RNA of Effrenium voratum, 1203 nucleotides long. Lineage: Eukaryota; Dinophyceae; Suessiales; Symbiodiniaceae. The record is from the annotation of a GenBank genome assembly.